Messenger RNA from Symbiodinium sp. CCMP2456, 492 nucleotides. The record is from the annotation of a GenBank genome assembly. NCBI's taxonomy places the organism in Eukaryota, Dinophyceae, Suessiales, Symbiodiniaceae.
AUGGGUGCCAGCUGCUGUUGCGGCCGGGAGAAGCUGGACCAAGGAGACAGGCUUGGCAGGUGCUUCGCGGAGGCCAGGGAGACAGAGAGAGAGGAGGCCCCUGCAGAGGCUCACCAGAAGCAGGAGGAGGCAGAGGAGGUAAAGAGCCUGCAGUUGGUCGUUCGGCGCACCUUCCUGAGCUUCGAGGUGGUGGACGAGUCCGAGCCCACGUCCAAACGACGGUCGCUCAGUGAGCCGCCACUUCGACGGGCCCUUCUCGACGAGCCGGAGGAAGAUUGCGCCUGCAAGAUCUGGCAUCCGGCAGAUAAUCCAUUCGAGCCACCACCCUACGUCUGGGCGCCAAGCAUCCCGAGCAAGCCGGAGUCUUCGGUUCUCCAGCUGCAGAGAGCGGUCCAUUUCCUCGACGGACCGGUUCAAUGGGAGCUCUACACACCAGGUGCACCAGGCCCUGGCAAAGCGUUCGGAGAGGUCUCGUGGAUUCACUUCGCCUGA